Molecule: messenger RNA, 1464 nt
Organism: Sporothrix brasiliensis 5110
Lineage: Eukaryota; Fungi; Ascomycota; Sordariomycetes; Ophiostomatales; Ophiostomataceae
Exons: 1
Coding region: 1-1464 (487 amino acids)
Source: RefSeq, a predicted model, not a curated record
AUGAAGGCCUCUCUCGUCCUCACCGUCGGCCUGACCUGGGCCGGCGCCGCCGUCGGCUCCGUCUGCAAGCCCAAACCGUCGUCGUCUUCGGCGGGCCCGUCCUCGGUUGGCCCAUCCUCGGUUGGCUCGUCGUCUUCCGUUGGCCCGUCGGUUGGCCCGUCUUCCGUUGGCUCGUCGUCUUCGGUUGGCCCGUCGGUUGGCCCGUCUUCCGUUGGCUCGUCGUCUUCGGUUGCCCCGUCUUCGGUCGGCUCAUCUUCUUCGGUUGUGUCCUCGCCGUCCAGCAGUGCCGUGCCGUCGUCGUCUGCCUCGUCGUCCGUGGCUCCGUCAGUCUCGUCUUCGGCCGUGUCGUCCAGCGUCGCCUCUUCCAGUGUUGCGUCGUCCAGUGUUGCGUCGUCCAGUGUUGCGUCGUCCAGUGUUGCGUCGUCCAGUGUCGCGUCUUCCUCGGUCGCUUCCUCCAGCGUCGCGUCUUCCUCGGUCGCGUCUUCCUCGGUCGCGUCUUCCUCGGUUGCAUCGUCCAGCGUCGCUUCUUCCUCGGUCGCUUCCUCGAGCGUAGCGUCGUCCAGCGUUGCGUCGUCUUCGGCCUCGUCGUCAGUCGCAUCGUCCUCGGCCGCAUCGUCAAGUGUUGCGUCCUCCAGCGUCGCCUCUUCCAGCGCCUCUUCUUCGGUAGCAUCCUCUUCGGUCGCAUCCUCUUCGGUCGCAUCCUCUUCGGUCGCAUCCUCGUCGGUCGCAUCCUCCAGCGUUGCGUCGUCCUCCAGCGUUGCGUCGUCCUCCAGCGCUGCGUCGUCCUCCAGCAUCGCACCGAGCGUGUCCUCGUCUGUCUCGUCGAGUGCCUCCUCGAGUGCUUCGCCCUCUGUGUCGCCCUCUGCUUCGUCUUCCGUCUCCUCGUCGGCAUCGUCCUCCUCUGCGCCCUCGUCGUCGUCGUCCCCCGCGCCGUCGUCCUCGCCCGUGCCGUCGUCCAGCGUCGCGCCGUCCGUGUCUUCGUCCUCCAGCGCGGCGCCCUCGCACAGCCCGUCGUCGACGUGCACGGGCAACAUCGUCCGGGACCCCAGCUUUGCCGACCCGUUCCUGCUGCCCAACUGGGGCAGCCUUGGCUUGUAUGCGGCCUCCAUCGCCCGCAACUGCCACGGCAACGGCGUCAGCUGCGUCCAUCUCCACGCGCUGGGCGUCGGCUCGUCGUUUGUCACGCAGACGACGGGCACGACGAACCACGCCACGUACCAGGUGACGUUUGAGUACCGGGUCCUGGGCCAGAGCGUGGGCUCUACGAUUUCGGUGAGCCGCGGCGCCACGGUCAUCGAGACGAUCCCGCUCGCCGGCACCCCGGCGAAUGUGUGGACGACCUCGCCGCCCGUGCAGUUCACGGCGAACGGGGCGCUGACGCUGCUGUCGUUUGGCGCCAACGCGGUGCGGAACGGCGGUGCCAAUGUCGAGAUUACCAACAUUAUUGUAUCCAAGUGCACGUAA